UACCUCUUAUAUAUAUAUAUAUAUAGCAGCACACCUGUUUUCCUAAAACCCUUAUACCGAGCCGUUUCUUAAAACCCUAGUCUCUAAUUUUUCUAAAAUCUUAAGACUGCGGCGGCUAGUGUUCGGUGGUGGUCGGAAUAUGUUGCUUCUAUUUGAAACUCCGGCAGGCUUUGCGCUCUUCAAAGUCCUCGAUGAAGGGAAACUUUCUAAAGUCGAGGAUUUGGGGAAGGAAUUUGCCUCGCCUGACUCCGCUAGAAAGGUAGUCAAGCUGAAAGCAUUCUCAAAAUUUGAGAAUACUGCAGAGGCUUUGUCUGCUGCUACUCUACUGAUAGAUAGUAAACCCAGCAAAGGUCUCCGGAAAUUCCUGCGCAGUCAUUGUGAUGGUGACAUUUUAGCCGUAGCGGAUUCGAAACUCGGGAACACAAUCAAAGAGAAGCUUCAAAUAGAAUGUGUCCACAACAAUUCUGUUAUGGAAUUAAUGAGAGGUGUCAGAAGUCAAUUGACUGAACUGAUAUCGGGUCUAGCAGCACAAGAUAUGGCUCCAAUGAGCCUUGGUUUAUCUCACAGCCUAUCCAGAUACAAGUUGAAAUUCAGUCCUGAUAAGGUUGAUACAAUGAUAAUUCAAGCCAUUAGCCUGUUGGAUGACCUUGACAAAGAGCUUAAUACAUAUGCAAUGAGGGUCAGAGAGUGGUAUGGAUGGCACUUUCCUGAACUUGCGAAGAUCGUGCAAGACAACAUCCUUUAUGCAAAGUCUGUGAAAUUGAUGGGUUACCGCUCCAAUGCUGCCAAGCUUGAUUUCUCUGAGAUACUUCUGGAGGAGGUUGAGACAGAACUAAAGGAGGCAGCUGUGAUCUCCAUGGGAACUGAAGUUAGUGAUCUGGAUUUGGAAAACAUAAAAGAUCUAUGUAACCAAGUUCUCUCUCUUUCCGAGUACAGAGCCCAACUGUACGACUAUCUAAAGAGCAGGAUGAACACUAUUGCCCCAAAUCUUACUGCGCUUGUUGGCGAACUUGUUGGUGCUCGCUUGAUUGCUCAUGGAGGCAGCUUGUUGAAUCUGGCUAAGCAACCCGGAAGUACAGUGCAGAUACUUGGUGCGGAGAAGGCUCUCUUUAGAGCAUUGAAGACAAAGCAUGCGACUCCCAAGUAUGGACUUAUUUAUCAUGCUUCUCUGAUUGGCCAAGCUGCCCCUAAGCACAAGGGUAAGAUUUCACGGUCUCUUGCUGCAAAAGCUGCUUUGGCUAUCCGUUGUGAUGCUCUUGGAGAUGGUGAAGAUAAUACAAUGGGUCUGGAGAAUAGAGUCAAGCUUGAAGCGCGAUUGAGGAGCUUAGAAGGAAAAGAACUAAGUCGUUCUGCUGGUUCCGUAAAAGGAAAGCCAAAGAUCGAGUUUUAUGACAAGGACAAGAAGAAAGGAUCAGGAGGGAUGAUCACACCGGCCAAGACUUACAAUCCAGCUGCCGAUUCAAUUCUUGCACUUACGGAAUCACUCUCCAAGGAUGAUAAAGAAGAAGCAGAGCCGGAAGUUGUUGAAGAAGAGCAGAAGAAGAAGAAAAAGAAGAAGAGGACUCAACCCGAAGAUGUUUUGCCUGGAGCAGUUGAUGAUGCAGAAGUUGAAGCUGAGCCAGCUAAGAAGGAGAAGAAGAAAAAGAGAAAGCAUACUGAAGAAGCAGACAAAGACGGCGGUGAUGCCAGCGAGAAGAAGAAAAAGAAGAGGAAACAUGCCGAAACUGAGGAUGGUGGCGACGAUACUUCUGCUAAGAAGAAAGAUAAAAAGAAGAAGAAGAAAAGUGAAGACUGAGGCAUGCAUAAGCAACAGGUCUAACAUUUUUGUUACUUGGUCUAGAUUUGGUGUUGUGCAUGUAAUUAGGCCUCUUUUUUCUUAAAAUGUUUCUUCGUCAGACUAUUGUGACUGUAUUUCUUAGUAUGCAUUGGAUAAUUAAGCUUUUAAAAUGUGACUUUAUAUUUUAUUUUAUUUAUGGUAGUGAAUCUCAAAUUUACAUGUUU
This is a messenger RNA of Salvia miltiorrhiza (redroot sage), 2001 nucleotides long. Its product is annotated as probable nucleolar protein 5-2. Bases 140 to 1795 code for a protein of 551 amino acids. The record is from RefSeq and is a predicted model, not a curated record. The transcript has 8 exons. Gene Ontology annotation, molecular function: snoRNA binding. Gene Ontology annotation, cellular component: box C/D methylation guide snoRNP complex; small-subunit processome. Lineage: Eukaryota; Viridiplantae; Streptophyta; Magnoliopsida; Lamiales; Lamiaceae.